Messenger RNA from Marmota monax (woodchuck), 4057 nucleotides. It is a transcript of the gene Wdr49, whose product is annotated as WD repeat domain 49. The transcript has 19 exons. NCBI's taxonomy places the organism in Eukaryota, Metazoa, Chordata, Mammalia, Rodentia, Sciuridae. Gene Ontology annotation, molecular function: protein binding. Bases 190 to 3321 code for a protein of 1043 amino acids. The record is from RefSeq and is a predicted model, not a curated record.
CAUUGCUGGGAAGGUGGCCUUCAGGGGCAGGCACUUCACCAGUGGGGGAACUUUGCAGCUUCGUCCUCUAAUGUCCCCAGACAAGAAAAUGAAGUCGAAAACCACAACUUAUUAAUGUAAGCAAGGCACCUGUUGAAAUCGGGAAAAAAAGCCUCAGAAAGAAUUGAAGGCCCCCAAAGAGGUGAAGCUAUGAUGAGUUACCAAAAUGCUGCACUUGAUUUAAGCACUGGCUCCCAGCCUGAGCCAAAGAGCCCAGAGAGGACAGAAAAUGUGACUGUAGAUAGAGACUAUGGCACAGGCCUGCUUGAAAACCAGCUCAGCGUGGAUGACUUUGUGAAGAUACAGAGGGCCUUCGAGUCUCCAGACCCAAGGGAAACCAUUUGUAUGUCCAGAGAAGAAUUCAUGCAUAGGAUGACCGAGAUUGUUGGUUGGGGCCAAGCAGAAGAAUAUGGAGAGCUCUUUGACAAAGUGGAUGUGGCCCGGGAGGGCUUCAUUAACUGGGACAAGCUGACUUCAUUUAUCCUGUUAUCACUUUAUGAGAAAGAUGCACGGACAAAGGCAACUGUGGUUCCCCAGUGGAAGGACCUUGAAUUCCUCCCAGGAAAACACAAGGACACCAUUCAAAAAAUAAUUUUCUUAAAAAGUUCAGGUCAUUAUCUGACUAUCAGUAAAGAAGGCUUAUUAGGAAUCUGGGGAGAAAAUUUAAAGCUACAAGAAACACUUCCUAUCACUUCAGAUGCCACCAAACUGAAACACCUGUGGGUGACGUGUCUGGUUUCUCUGGAAAAUGUAAACAAGAUUGCAGUGGCUUUUACAAGUAAAGAGAUUUGUUUCUAUGAUCUGCUGUCCAAAGAAUUUCCUUGUCAAUAUAAACUCCAAGGCCUGAAAGGAACACCAAUUUGCAUGGAUUAUUGGUGUGAUCCUCUUGAUGCCAAUGAAUCAAUUCUUUCUUUUGGGGACAUAACUGGAAAGGUCCAAGCAAUUGUUUUCACGGCAGCCUUGAUCUCCCUGUUUGAACGGCCUGCUAGUUCAUGUGAUGACAAAGAAGCCACCAUGACCAUUAACUGGGCAGAGCUGCUUUCCGGAUGUCACAGAUGUUGCCAUAUUUUAGGACAUAAACUUCACCAUGGAGAUUGGGUCAGACAAGUGACUUAUAAUGCAUCUUUGGAUGCUAUCAUUUCCAGUACAACCAGCAAUACAAAUACUGUGGUGCUGGCUUGGAGAGAGAAAUCAAAAAAGCAUCUUAAAAUUACAUCCUUCGACAUUGCCCAGGGCGUUCAUGCUUUUGAUUACCACUCUCGGCUCAAUUUAAUUGCAACUGCUGGCAUUAACAAUAAAGUUUGCCUUUGGAAUCCCUAUGUUGUUUCUAAACCAGUUGGUGUCCUUUGGGGUCACUCAGCCAGUGUAAUAGCUGUCCAGUUCUUUGCUGAAAGAAAACAACUUUUCAGCUUCUCCAGAGAUAAAGUUUUGAGACUCUGGGAUAUUCAGCACCAGCUGUCCAUCCAGAGAAUAGCCUGUUCUUUCCCCAAAAGUCAGGACUUCAGAUGCCUCUUCCACUUUGAUGAAGCCCAUGGACGACUUUUCAUCUCAUUUAAUAACCAGUUAGCAUUGCUGGCCAUGGAGAGUGAAGCCAACAACAGAGUGAGAAGCCACCAGAAACCAGUCACUUGCAUUCUUUACAAUUCGCUCCUGAAGCAGGUAAUCAGCUCUGAUGUGGGAUCUACUGUUUCCUUCUGGAUGAUAGACACUGGGCAGAAAAUCAAACAGUUUACUGGUUGCCAUGGCAAUGCAGAAAUCAGCACUAUGGCCCUCGAUGCAAAUGAGACACGGCUUUUGACUGGCAGCACAGAUGGUACUGUAAAGGUAUGGGACUUCAAUGGCUAUUGUCACCACACUCUAAAUGUUGGGAAAGAUGGAGCUGUGGAUAUUUCACAGAUCCUGGUUCUUAAGAAGACAAUACUGAUAACAGGCUGGGAAAGAGCUAUUACUGUGUUUCGACCCCAAAACUUCAAUCGAUUUUUCAUCCAGCCUGAAGAAUGGAAAGGUGGAAUACAGCACCAAGAUGACAUCCUGUGUGCUGCCUUUUUACCUCCACAAACUCUUGCUACAGGGAGUUAUGAUGGAGAAAUUGUUCUGUGGAACAAUAGCACAGAAAAUGCUCACUAUGUACUUCACCCUGAUUACCAGAGGUUGCUAAAAUCAAAAUCAGAUACAGAGCCUCAAGAUCUUCUCAGUGCUGAGAAGAGCCCCUCUUCGUACCACAUGGCAGAUCAGGCCACCCUGGCAGCCUACACCUUGGAGAUUGACACCGAGGGUAACAAUGCUGUUAUGAGGCUUUGCUUCCUUGAAGCAAGGAAAACCAAUGCAACCACAGGAGGAGCUAACCUGAUAUCAUGUGGUGGGUCUGGUUAUGUCAGAUUCUGGAAUACGUUUAAGAAACAACUUCUGGCUGAGUUUUUGGCCCACAGAGGAGCCGGAUCCAUUAUUAUGUCUAUUGAUAAAUUGAACCGAUACCUUACCACAGGAGAUCUUGAUGGAUGUUUGAAAAUCUGGAAUAUAGAGGACUACUGUCUUAAUUCCAGUGAGAACAAAGUCACACAACCCCCAACGCUAAUAAGAUCAUUCCAACCUCACGAGGACCGGAUAACUUCCUUGGAGGUUUGUGAGCGAGGUGGCCAUCUACUGAUUGUCUCCUCCUCUGCAGACUGCAGCAUUUGUGUGACUGGAAUCUGCAAUGCUCCUGUUUGGAUCUUUGGUCAGGCAAAACAUUGGCAUAUUGACAACUGUCUUUCUCCUUCUAAAAGAGAAAUGGAAAGUGAAACUCAAGAGGAAAGUAUGAGAGCAAAACCUUUGUUUUCUAAAGACCCAACAGAAUAUUCUCUACUUAACAAGAAAAACAAAGAUCACUCAACAUACAAUGUCAAACUAUCAGAAGAUAUAAAUUUAGACAUAAAAUAUGAGGAAAGAGAUAUUUAUAAGAAAAAAACACCUAAACUUUAUUAUGAUGAAACUAUACAAAAAUCAGCCACCUGCUGUUUUGAAGGUGCGUUUAGGUCAUUAAGCAUCCGAGGGCUGAAAGAGCUGCCGGAAGUGAAGAAACCUUCUUUCCUUCUAGACCUUGAGAAAUACUUUAGGGAAGAGCCAGAGGAGGAACAUCCCCAAAUUCCAGAGCUUCCUUUACUUUCUGAAACUUUGAAAGCUGUAUUUGUUGAAAAAAACCUGUUCCCCAAAGAAAUUCUGGAUCAUGAAAGAAAAGCCAAGCAAUUACAUCAGGAAACAAGUUGUGAAGUGAAGAUAAAGAGAAAUAAGAAGCAAUUAUAAUUGAAAGAAAAAUAAAUAUUUCAUUGUCAUAGAAAGUACACUCAUAAAAUGCAGAAAACACAUCAAGAAUUCUGCCUGUCUUUUACUUUAUAUUUGAACUUCUGAAGGCUUCAUUUUCUGAUGAUGUUUUAUUGCUGCUUUUAUCUGUCAUCUUUCACUUUGAAUGUAUUCUUAAUAUGAGAAAGUUUGGACUAGAGAAGGCGAAAUGUUCAUUGGUACUAUCUGUUCUCAAGCGUUUUUAUAUAAAAAAUGUACAAUUCCAGAACAAAGUAUUUUAAUCAGUUGUAUUCCUAAUUGCCUGUAUACAUAAAUGUGUUUGGUCAUUUUUUUAUUAUAAAACCUCCAUUAAAACAUAUGGAAGCUAUUGACACACAUCUACAAAUUUGAAUAAGAAAACUGUUCCCAGUUUUUACACUUUCUGGAUUAUUUUUCUGAAAAUGGCAAUUAGAUCUUAUCAAUAACAGUCUCUCCUCUUAAUUCUUUAAAAAUAUAUUUUAUUUUAGCCAUACAAAUUUAUGGCAUACAGUGUCAUAAUUUGAUAUGUAUAUACAGCAUUUAAUGAUCAAAUGGAAUUGUUAACAUUAACAUCUCUUUACACACUUAAAAUUGUUUUGAUUAACAUGUAUAGUUGGGUGUGAUGAUACAGUUCUGUAAUAUCAGUGACUUGGGAGGCUGAAGUGGGAGGAUUACAAGUUCAAGACCAGCCUUUCCAAUUUGGGGAGACCCUAUCUCAAAA